This is a messenger RNA of Cynoglossus semilaevis (tongue sole), 2964 nucleotides long. RefSeq names its product solute carrier family 15 member 1a (gene slc15a1a). Gene Ontology annotation, molecular function: transmembrane transporter activity. The record is from RefSeq and is a predicted model, not a curated record. Gene Ontology annotation, biological process: oligopeptide transport; transmembrane transport. Lineage: Eukaryota; Metazoa; Chordata; Actinopteri; Pleuronectiformes; Cynoglossidae. Bases 468 to 2654 code for a protein of 728 amino acids. The transcript is spliced from 23 exons. Gene Ontology annotation, cellular component: membrane.
AGUACUUAGAGUUUAAAGUCCUCAGUGCUGGAGUCCAGGUCUUGGACUUGAGUUUUACAGCAGCUCAUCUUAGUGACGAACCAAGUCUCAUGGCUCCAAGAUACUGAGGUAAAACUCAACUAAAGUCCCAGUCAGGUCAUAUUUGGGGUUGAUUCUGAUUCAUCCGAGCACAUGUUCAUAGUGACAACAGCUUCAGUGCCAGAGCACAGCUGUAAGAGUUCUCUGGUCGUUCUACAACACCCCUCACGUACAAACCUCCUAUCUCAAGGUAUCUCCUGUUCCCACCCAUCAUAAAAAGAACACAGUCAGCAAAGUGAAAGGCUCAACCAGGACUAAUGAGGAGCAAUAAUACGACAUCACAAUCCCACUGUCACUGCUGGAGUAGAAGUCAGUGACCACAGAGACGAGCAAUCUCGGAGGAAUAUUCAUCUGCCAGACCAGUGGGAGAGAAGCCUCGAUCAGGCAUCAUGGCAGAACAAAAGGAUCCCGAGAAGAAGGAGAGGAGAGGAACGAGCAAACUGGUGUGUGGUUACCCGCUCAGCAUCUUCUUCAUUGUUGUGAAUGAGUUCUGUGAGAGGUUCUCAUACUAUGGAAUGCGAGCUGUACUCGUGUUGUAUUUCAAAUACUUCCUGCGAUGGGACGAUGACUUGGCCACCUCCAUCUACCACACCUUCGUGGCCCUCUGCUACCUCACCCCCAUCCUCGGGGCCAUCGUGGCCGACUCCUGGCUGGGAAAGUUCAAGACUAUCAUCUAUUUGUCCAUUGUUUAUGCAAUUGGUCAGAUCACAAUGGCUAUCAGUGCAGUCCAUGACAUCACUGACACAGAUAGAGAUGGGACUCCCAACAACAUGACCUUCCACGUUUCCAUGUCCAUGGUGGGCCUCUUUCUAAUUGCUCUUGGUACUGGAGGCAUAAAACCUUGCGUGGCCGCCUUUGGUGGAGACCAGUUCAGUGAUGAUCAGGAAAAGCAAAGGAGAACGUUCUUCUCUGUGUUCUACCUGUGCAUCAAUGGUGGGAGUCUGCUGUCGACCAUUAUUACUCCAAUUCUCAGAGCUCAGGAAUGUGGCAUCUACAGUCAGCAGAAGUGUUACUCCCUGGCCUUUGGUGUCCCUGCAGCAUUAAUGGUGGUCGCACUCGUGGUAUUCAUCGUUGGAAGUGGUAUGUACUACAAGGCUGAGCCACAGGGAAACAUUAUGUUGGACGUGUCCAAAUGCAUCGGGUUUGCGAUUAAAAACCGCUAUAGGCACAGGAGCAAGCAUUACCCAAAGAGGGACCACUGGAUGGACUGGGCCGAGGAGAAAUAUGAUAAACUCCUCAUUGCUCAAAUCAAAAUGGUUCUGAAGGUCCUCUUUUUAUACAUCCCACUGCCAAUGUUUUGGACCCUGUUUGACCAAAAGGGCUCUAGAUGGACUUUACAAGCCACGACCAUGGAUGGAAACUUCGGACUUCUUGUCAUACAACCAGACCAAAUGCAGACACUCAACCCAAUCCUGAUCCUGACUCUGGUGCCCAUCAUGGACAGUCUGAUCUAUCCACUGAUCAAAAAGUGUGGCCUGAACUUCACACCUCUGAAAAGAAUGACAGUGGGGAUGUUUAUGGCGGCUUUAGCCUUUGUCUGUGCUGCUUUGGUUCAGGUUGAAAUCGAUAAAACGCUGCCCAUUUUCCCAACAAGCUCCCAGAGUCAGCUGAAGUUAAUUAACACUGCCAAUGAAUCUGUCACAGUUGACCUGCCUGGACAUGAGCCUCUGACACUUCUUCCAGCUCAGGCCAGCAAUGACUACUACACAUUUCAACCUGGAACAAUCAGUGCUUCCGUUGUGGGAUCUGAAGUGGUGAGACUCACUUUAACUGCCGGGAUGCGACAAACGGUUCUUAUUUCCAGCCAUCAUGGAAAAUGGCCUCUGUCUAUUGAUUUGACUUCUAAACCAGAUGAAGGCAUCAAUGAAAUCCGUUUCAUAAAUGGAAUGAGUAAAGCAGUGAACAUAUCAACGUCUACAAGCAACUUUGGAGUCUUUGAGCCGCUGUCUUUUUACAACUACUCUCAAAUCAGAAAUGGAAAGGUCACAUUUACACUGCAGCAAGGUCCACAGUCAUGUGACUAUAGCACACAAUUUGGAUAUGGAAGUUCAAACACUUUCUUCAUCCGUGGUGAUCUAGUUUUUGGACCCUCUUGUCAGGAUUCUGUCACUAGAAUAGAAGACAUCCAGCCCAAUUCUGUGUCUAUGGCCCUUCAGGUCCCACAGUACUUUUUUAUAACAGUUGGUGAAGUGAUGUUUUCUGUUACUGGCCUGGAAUUUUCAUACUCACAGGCACCCAGCAACAUGAAAGCUGUGCUGCAGGCAGGAUGGUUGUUGACUGUUGCCAUUGGCAACUUCAUUGUCCUGAUUGUGGCUGAGCUUGCAAAGAUUCCCAAAAAGUGGGCGGAGUAUGUUCUCUUUGCCUCUCUCCUGGUUGUAGUGUGUGUCAUCUUCUCCUUCAUGGCCUAUUUCUACACCUACAUCAACCCUGCAGAAAUUGAGGCCAAGUUCAGAAAAAAUGCUGACGAUGAUGAGGAUGAUAAGAGCAAACAAAAGAAGCCAGGCUUUCAGAUGGCUAAGAGACACUCAGAUGAAUCCCAUAUUGAAGACGUUAAAGGCAAACAGACCCGAAUGUGAACACACAGAAUCAACAAGAUUGGCAUUUUUAUAUAUUUCUAUCCAAAGUAUAACAGUCUGAGUCUAGGCAGGAAAUGUAUAGUAAUUCUCUCAGUAUUCCUUUUGUAAAUGUAUGUGUCUAUUUUUUAUUUUAUUUCCAUAUAUAUGUAAGUUUCAUGUUUGUUAGUAAGGCACAUUAAGCUUUUUAAGAAAUUAUUAAAUUUAAGACAAGAAGAAUAAUGAUUUGCUUCUAAUAUUUGUUUAUCGCACAAAACUACCCCAUCACUUUUUUGUGUAAGUUUUAUACCUGUUGACAUUAAAAAUAAAUCCU